Messenger RNA from Aureobasidium melanogenum CBS 110374, 1338 nucleotides. RefSeq lists its product as uncharacterized. Bases 1 to 1338 code for a protein of 445 amino acids. Lineage: Eukaryota; Fungi; Ascomycota; Dothideomycetes; Dothideales; Saccotheciaceae. The transcript has a single exon. The record is from RefSeq and is a predicted model, not a curated record.
AUGGUCAAGCGCCCGCGACUUCCCUUUCGCAUUCCUUUCUUCCGCAUCUUCUACAGCACCACUUAUACCACCCUCUUCCUCGUCAUCCUCAUCUUACUGGCCAUCACUCCCGCAACCCUCAUCUAUACCGCUAUCGAAGCCAACGCCUAUCAGUAUGUCUUCGAGGUCGGUGGCGUCUAUGCCCUGGUCGUCAUCCUUACUCUCUUCAUCUACUCGAGUCGACUUUACACCAAUCGCUCCGUUCUUGCCGCCGUUGGCAAAUCUUGGAUUCCCGUACAGCCCGGCGAGGUCAGCAAAAAUGUCCGCAAGGAAGUCGUCAAGGCCGCAAAUAGAAGCGCGAGGAUUGCCUUUGAGACCAAGCCAAGAAACCUUCAGCCUGAACUUGCGCGCAUCAAGAAGCAUUCCCAUGAGUCCGACGAAGACGAGCCAACCACCGUUGGCAACAUAAUUCACAUUGAUCCGCACAAUCCUCCUUGGGGUCAUGUCUCCCAUGCUGGCUGGUCUUCGCCUUCUCAACUCGACGCCCAUCUGGCCCCUCACAUUCACUUCCGCACUGUUGUCAUGGAGCUGCCCAAUCUCGUUGAAGCCCGUGCUGUCUCACUAGCCCCUCCCGACUCAUCUUCCAACCCUCAGUCGCAAGAUGCGACUACCCUAGCUGAUCCGAGAAUCGUCGACUUGCUUUCAAGAAAGCCUGCCGCUGACAUGCGCUCAUAUCUGGCACAGCUUUCCGGUCUUGGUCUAGUUCCACCCGACGUUGGGCAAGAUUUUGUUCAACGUUACGAGCAUGCUCGUUUCUCCCCUAUACCCAUCCAAGAGGAUGAAUUCGAACAUCUCAUGUCCGUCUUUGCCACUUUACUUGCCAGCAUGAACCAGCUACCACCUCGGAUCUUGGAAAUGGCUCAGCUCGGCUCGGACGCCUCAUCUGAGACUUCGAGCUUAUCUUCUAUUACUUCUCGAAGUGAUAGCAUUUCCUCUUCCAUCGCUGGCUCCGUCUUCCACGCUCGCAAGCCUGCUUCAAGACUACCAUCUUUCUACACUCCACGCGCAUCAAUGUCUGUCGCACGCACACCUUCGCCAGACACCCGUCGUGGUGCUCUACUCUCCACACCUCGACCACCCACUUCACAAACCACCAACACUGUCUACCGCACGCCUUCUCAACAAACAAUCUCGACCAUAAACUCGGUUCGUAGAACGGCACCGAGAGAGCGACAAGAUAUGCUCGAUGGCAAUGGCUCGCCCGCUGCCAGUCUUCAUCGACUAGAGAGCUAUGCAAGCGGACAGAGUGUUAUUCAUACACCCCUCGCUUCUAGCUCUGGAACAUCCUACUAUGGAUGA